Molecule: messenger RNA, 1035 nt
Organism: Medicago truncatula (barrel medic)
Lineage: Eukaryota; Viridiplantae; Streptophyta; Magnoliopsida; Fabales; Fabaceae
Product: probable plastid-lipid-associated protein 4, chloroplastic
Exons: 6
Coding region: 81-827 (248 amino acids)
Source: RefSeq, a predicted model, not a curated record
UUAAUCAAAACCUUAUAACAAUCUAUAAAGAUAACUUUACCUACAAGAGAAUGUUAACAAGAGGCAAUUAGUGCAUAAGCAUGACUUAUCUCUCAGCAGUUCUCUCCACUCCAACUUCUACUCUGCCAUUCAGAUGUAGAAUUGAUUCCCAUCCUUCACAACCAAAUCUUCUUUUUGCACCCCCACGACCAAAAUUCAACACCACCAACAUCAUAUUACCAUCAUCAGUAGCUGCUGAUUCUGCAAAAUGGAGGAACAUGGUUUCAAUCUUCCAAGGUUUUCUAACUGGAGGAAGAGGAAAUGAUGUUGAGAGUCUUAAAGUUGAGCUCUAUGAAACAAUUGAGCCACUUGAACGUGGUGCUGAGGCUACCCCUGAGGACCAACAACGUGUGGACAAGAUUGCUCGUAAACUUGAGGCUAUGAACUCUGUUAAGGAGCCUCUCAACUCUGAUUUGCUUAAUGGAAAAUGGGAGCUUUUAUAUACUACAUCUCAAUCAAUUUUGCAAACACAGAGACCAAAAUUCCUGCGACCAAAUGGAAAGAUCUACCAGGCAAUUAAUACAGAUACAUUGAGAGCUCAAAAUAUAGAAACUUGGCCGUUUUACAACCAGGCCACUGCCAAUUUAGUGCCACUUAACUCAAGAAGGGUGGCUGUCAAGUUUGACUUCUUCAAAAUUGCUAGUUUGAUACCUAUAAAAUCAUCUGGGAGUGGUCGUGGCCAAUUAGAAAUCACCUAUUUGGAUGAAGAUUUAAGAAUAUCAAGAGGUAAUAGAGGCAACUUGUUUAUCUUGAAAAUGGUAGAUCCAUCCUAUAGAGUCCCUCUUUGAUGUGAGUGAGUGUUCCAAGAUUUGCUGCUGGUUGUGGAUGGCUUUAACUUACAUUUUCCUUUAUAAACAAAUUCAAACCUCUCUGUUUUAUAUAUUUUUUUCACGAAAAUAUUAAAAUUUUGUAAUACAGUUUUAAUUAGUUAAAUGCUUGGGGCACAUGUAACAUGUUAGCAUUUGCCAUAAUAAAUAAGUAUCCAUGACCCAACAA